This is a messenger RNA of Engraulis encrasicolus (European anchovy), 1733 nucleotides long. Its product is annotated as HIG1 domain family member 1A, mitochondrial-like. The coding region runs from base 127 to 396 and encodes 89 amino acids. Gene Ontology annotation, cellular component: mitochondrion. Gene Ontology annotation, biological process: mitochondrial respirasome assembly. The record is from RefSeq and is a predicted model, not a curated record. NCBI's taxonomy places the organism in Eukaryota, Metazoa, Chordata, Actinopteri, Clupeiformes, Engraulidae. The transcript has 4 exons.
GUCAAGGCAAACGACCUACACAACAUUAGCCAGUGAAUACAUCUGCAGCAAACUCAGUCGAGGGCAUCAGCAGCACUCAUCAAACUGACUCCUACAUAAAAAUUACUUAACUGCCUUGCUGUCAACAUGUCCAAAAACUGGGACCUGGAAGAUGAGCACGGCUCUAGAUUUAUGAGGAAGGCAAGGGAGUCACCUUUCGUACCUGUGGGAAUGGCUGGCUGUGUUGGAAUUGUGGCAUAUGGACUUUAUAAGCUGAGGUCGCGUGGGGAUACCAAAAUGUCUGUCCACCUCAUUCACAUGCGCGUGGGAGCACAGGGAUUUAUCGUUGGAGCAAUGACUUUGGGUGUGAUCUAUUCCAUGUACAACGAAUACCUGGCUCCUAAAGACAGCAAGUGAGCCAGCCAGUCACAGUUCAGCAUUGGUGUCAGGUGACCCCACAGCUUUCUGUUCGGCUGCUCUUCCCUUCGGUGUACUGUUCCUCUUAAAGAAUGAAUGUAAUGGAUGUGAGUGACUUUUGAAGAUUUAAAAAAUGCACAGAAUAAUGACUCUUGGUGACACCAAGGUCAAAAUAUUAGCACAGACCCUCCCACAGAGGGUUCAGAAUGAUAUAAGUGUCAAAAUAAUGGAAGAAUUAGAGUACAGUGCGUCACCUACUGGAGUGCUUAGUUUCACAAAGAGGUUUGAUAAUCAAAUAACUUAAGGUGGACUGUUCAGCAUUUGCAGCCAUAUGGUCAAUGAUCAAGCAGAUUUGUGGGGACAACCGACCACACACAGGGUGCUGCUCCAUCCAUUCCAUUCACUCUACUUCAAAGUCUACACAUUUCCGUCACUUUGACCAUGACAGACUGUUGUCAUGGUGUACUAUACUCAAUAUUCAGUCAAACCACUGUUAACCUCACCUGCUCUGUGUUGUGUAAAACCUUAGUAAAAUACUUGUGUGCUUGAAACCGAAUGCAACAUGUAAGCUAAUUGAAUAGGACAAUUUUUUUCUUUUGAAGUGCAAGACCAAGGAUUAGGAUUCACAAUGUUUACAACUUUAGUAGCAUUUUAUAUGGAGAGUUAUGUGGCAGAUAAAUUCUGUGUAUGUCAUGUAUGACUGACAGUAAACAAAAUUGUGGUUGAACAAGGUCAGAGAAAGACUAUGAAACACACAAGAGGUUAAGGCCUCCACAUCAAAGCAUGUACGUAAAUACAUUUUCAUAUCCAUAUCAAGACACAAACGAUCUACCAAUAAUUCAGGAUUCAGAUACCUCAAGCCACAUUCACCGCAAAACCCAAACCAGCAUUGUCACCGAAAUCUGACACCUGAAGUAAUUUGAUGUCUCACCACAGACAUCCUCAUCUGACCUCAUAUUGAGGUGGUUUUACAAGUUUUGCUCUUGUUUUAUUUUUUUAGUAUUAUGUUAAAGGCACAGACUGAACCUAACCUAACCCUUUUUUUAUUUAGGAAAAACUAAUUUUGUCUGAUGACGAUGCAACUAUUCAUUCCGUGUCAGUGCCCACUGGUGCUUUAUGCCAACACUUGGCUAGGUACAUGGCACAUGCACACACACACACCAUACAAACAAGCAUGGCCGAAAUAAAGCCAUAAUUGACCGAGCCAACCAACCGUGUUCAAGGGUAGGGUGAAUUGAGUUGUUAAUUGACAGGCUGAACAUAAAACCAUUCAUGGAACAAAAUGAUACUGAAUACUCAUACAAUGUGUAAGACUGCAAUAAAUUAUUUUGUAGAAA